This is a messenger RNA of Cavia porcellus (domestic guinea pig), 7915 nucleotides long. It is a transcript of the gene Sim1, whose product is annotated as SIM bHLH transcription factor 1. The transcript is spliced from 12 exons. The coding region runs from base 742 to 3045 and encodes 767 amino acids. Gene Ontology annotation, biological process: regulation of transcription by RNA polymerase II. The record is from RefSeq and is a predicted model, not a curated record. Lineage: Eukaryota; Metazoa; Chordata; Mammalia; Rodentia; Caviidae. Gene Ontology annotation, molecular function: DNA-binding transcription factor activity, RNA polymerase II-specific; RNA polymerase II transcription regulatory region sequence-specific DNA binding; protein dimerization activity.
GUGAAGUUGAAGCUAAAUUUCGUAAGCUAUAAAGUAGUUACGGGGGGGCGCUUUUGGUUUCCAAUUAGGAAUAAUACUGGCUCCUUAGCAAGUACCGAGGAGGAGGAUUUUAAAACCAUUUCGCCCAUCCCAAAGCCCGCAUCCUCCUCCUUCGGCCGCACCCCCCCCAUUCAUGAGCAAGAAAAAGGAGUCGGGGAGUGCUCUGGAUCUUUGAUAGUGGGGCGCGGAGAGGUCGCCGGCGUUGCUUAUUUGGACCGCUGGCAUGAGUGCAAUUAAGAGUCGGGCACCUCCUCAGCUUUUGCAGCCGGCGAGGACGGAAGUGAUCUGAAAGAAACAUCCGGAAUUCCUGUCCCCAAAAGGACUCGGAGCCGCCUCAAAUGCCGGGAAACUAAAGAGCAAACGUCGGAAAUUAUUAUGUCGAUUUUCCAAGGAACCGGGUUUGCCAAACGGAAUAGAAGAAAACGCCUGCGAGGUUCUGCCAGCAUUUGAUAUCCAGGAUUGCCCGAAUUGCCAUGGAUGAGCACAUUUCCUACACUUGUAUCUUCUGACUUCAAAGAAAAUAUUUUCUGUUUGCUGCCCUGGCUUUUUACCAUCAUACACUGUCUUUAGUGCAGACUUCAACUUCAUUCAACAUACGCGUUCAUAUUUUUGCCUAGUAUGACCUCCAGUUGAAAGCUAAUUUUUGGUUUUGGAUGAAUCUGUGGAGCCUGCGUUGUAAGAAGAAAGAAGGAACCAGACACAAUGAAAGAAAAGUCCAAAAAUGCUGCUCGGACUAGGAGGGAGAAGGAAAACAGUGAAUUUUAUGAACUGGCUAAAUUAUUGCCUUUGCCCUCAGCUAUCACCUCGCAGCUGGACAAAGCAUCCAUAAUCAGACUCACCACCAGCUAUCUCAAAAUGAGAGUGGUGUUCCCAGAAGGGCUAGGAGAGGCAUGGGGUCACUCCAGUCGCACAAGUCCCUUGGACAACGUUGGCCGUGAGCUGGGCUCCCAUCUACUCCAGACGUUGGAUGGCUUCAUCUUUGUGGUAGCCCCAGAUGGGAAGAUCAUGUACAUCUCAGAGACAGCCUCAGUUCACCUGGGUCUUUCUCAGGUAGAGCUGACUGGAAACAGCAUUUAUGAAUAUAUUCACCCAGCAGACCACGAUGAGAUGACUGCAGUGCUCACAGCACACCAGCCCUACCACUCUCACUUCGUACAGGAGUAUGAGAUUGAGCGCUCUUUCUUCCUGAGGAUGAAGUGUGUUUUGGCCAAGAGGAAUGCUGGGCUCACCUGCGGUGGCUACAAGGUCAUUCACUGCAGCGGCUAUCUGAAGAUCCGCCAGUACAGCCUGGACAUGUCCCCCUUUGACGGCUGCUACCAGAACGUGGGCCUGGUGGCGGUGGGCCACUCGCUGCCUCCUAGCGCGGUCACCGAGAUCAAGCUGCAUAGCAACAUGUUCAUGUUCCGCGCCAGCCUUGACAUGAAGCUCAUCUUCUUGGACUCCAGGGUGGCGGAGCUGACUGGUUACGAGCCUCAGGACCUGAUUGAGAAGACCCUGUACCACCACGUGCAUGGCUGCGACACCUUCCACCUGCGCUGUGCGCACCACCUGCUGCUGGUGAAGGGGCAGGUGACCACCAAGUACUACAGGUUCUUGGCGAAGCACGGCGGAUGGGUUUGGGUGCAGAGCUACGCGACCAUCGUGCACAACAGCCGCUCCUCCCGGCCUCACUGCAUCGUCAGCGUCAACUACGUCCUCACAGACACAGAGUACAAGGGGCUGCAGCUCUCUCUGGAUCAGAUCUCAGCUUCCAAACCAGCCUUCUCCUAUGCCAGCAGCUCCACCCCCACCAUGACUGAUAACAGAAAGGGGACCAAGUCGAGGCUUUCCAGCUCAAAGUCAAAAUCCAGGACAUCCCCUUACCCUCAGUAUCCAGGGUUCCACACGGAAAGAUCGGAGUCAGAUCACGACAGCCAGUGGGGCGGGAGCCCCCUGCCCGACGCGGCCUCCCCGCAGCUCCUGGACCCGGCUGAGCGCGCGGGCGCGCAGCACGACGCGUCCUGCGCCUACAGGCAGCUCUCGGAGCGCGGCCCGCUGUGCUACGGCUUCGCGCUCGACCCCUCGCGGCUGGCGGAGGACCGGCACUUCCAUGGCCAGGCCUGCGAGGGCGGCCGCUGCGAGGCGGGCAGGUACUUCCUGGGCGCGCCGCAGGCCGGGAGGGAGCCCUGGUGGGGCUCUCGCGCAGCCCUGCCACUGACCAAGGCCUCCCCGGAGAGCAGGGACGCCUACGAGAGCGGCCUGCCGCACAUCGCCGCCGCGGUGCACAGGAUCCACGGGCGAGGUCAUUGGGAUGAAGAUAGUGUGGUCAGCUCUCCAGACCCUGGAUCAGCCAGUGAAUCAGGUGACCGAUACCGCACUGACCAGUAUCAGAGUAGCCCACAUGAACCUAGCAAAAUUGAAACUCUGAUAAGAGCUACCCAGCAAAUGAUUAAAGAAGAAGAGAACAGAUUGCAGCUAAGGAAAGCUCCCCCAGACCAACUGGCUUCCAUUAAUGGGGCAGGGAAAAAACACUCCCUCUGUUUUGCAAACUACCCACAGCCCCCACCAACAGGCGAAGUCUGCCACAGCUCUGCUCUGGCCAACACUUCACCAUGUGACCACAUCCAGCAGAGAGAGGGAAAGAUGCUGAGCCCCCAUGAAAAUGACUAUGACAAUAGUCCCACUGCACUGUCUCGGAUAAGUAGUCCCAAUUCUGAUCGCAUUUCAAAAUCCAGCUUGAUCCUAGCUAAAGACUAUCUACAUUCGGAUAUGUCUCCUCAUCAGACAGUGGGAGACCAUGCUGCUGUUUCUCCAAACUGCUUUGGUUCUCACCGGCAAUAUUUUGAUAAGCAUGCUUACACAUUAACCGGAUAUGCCCUGGAGCACUUGUAUGACAGUGAAACUAUUAGAAACUAUUCCCUGGGCUGCAAUGGUUCACACUUUGAUGUAACUUCCCAUCUGAGGAUGCAGCCAGACCCCGCACAAGGGCACAAGGGAACAUCUGUUAUAAUAACCAAUGGAAGCUGAUGGUUUUUUUCUUUAAAAACUUUGUUCUUCAAGGAUCUCUGAAACAUAUUUAUAGUUUAAUGUCCCAUUACCAGCAUUUAGUAUGCCACAGAUUGUUAGAAAAACAAUUACUGGUAUUCGACAUGUGUUCCUGUGAAAUCAAAGAAAAAAUGAUACUAACUUCCAGGGUUAUAUACAGGAAGCUAAUGUGAACACACAAAUUGCCCCUCUAAUUGUGUGGGAACCAGAAUAGAUGUAUUUUGAAUGGAAAAAGGUUCAUUCAAAUCAAGUAAACAUAUACCCCCAGUGAAAGGGCUGAAGAAUGACCUUGUAUUGUGAUGAUCCAGUGAAAUCCAUGCAUGCAGACAGCUGUUCACAAACUUCUAUGUAUACUUUACAUGCAAACUAGAAAACACAUACCAUAAAUAUAAACACCAAGGGGUACCUUUCCUUAACUUUACCACAUCAAGGUUCUUAAAUAAAUUCCUGUUCACAACAUAACUAAGGAAGAGAGGGACACAUCCUUAUAAGCUGACUUUGUGAUUUCAAACAAGUCAGCCCAUUUGGUUCAGGCAUAAAUUAGAGUACUUGUUCUGGCUAUGGUGCAAGAAUGAGUGCUCACCUGAUGCCCACUAUAAACAAUCAGGAAGUGGAGGUUUUUUUUUUUUUUUUUAAUCUUACUUUUGAGUUAGACAAGGACAAGGGUUGCACGACAUAGCAGUAAGGGUUUUUCUAAGAGACAGCAUUGAGAUGUUGGGAGACACAUCAGAAAUGUGGUGUGCUCAACUGGAGGUUAGUUUAGUGAAGAUGGAAAGACCAGAAGCAGAGUGGAAUGAAAUUACAUCUUAAAAAAUUUAAGGCUCAGAAUAGGUAAACAAUAUAUUUUGGGCUUGCUAAUAAAACCAAUGAAAUAAAACAUUCAAACCAAUUCCCCAAGAAAAAAGAUUGAUAAGUGCAAAAAUGACUAAAGAAAGCGAGUGAAGUGCUACAUGACAGCAAUGUAAGUGUUUGAAAAUAUUUCAGAGCAUAGAUGAGCUAGUGCAUCAGCAUGUGGAAAGCCUUGGGAGAGAAUCUAAGAUAAAAGCUUAGGCAAAUAGACAAAUGUUUAAAAGGGUGAGGGGAGUGGAGCAGGCAAAUGCUUAUUUUCCUUCUUGUUUGUAAACAAUGAAAGAACAAAUUUGCUAUUAUAGCUAUGUAGUACUUAGCAGGUGUCUGGGUUAAUUACACAGGUGUAGUUACCACGAACUUUUUCUUAGAUCCAGCCAAAAUUUAGGUGACAGAAAAUGUUUAAAGGGGAAGAAAAAUACUAACAUUCAUUUAAUGUAUGGGUUCUCCAGUAAUUAAAGCAAAAUGACAUGGGUGAUGAAAGAAAUUUCAUUGAUAAUAUUUCAUAAGGGUCCCAUUUCUUUAAAUCUUUCCUUAUUUCAGGAAGGGAAUGUACUGAAAGAAUUUGACUUAUAACAGAUCAUGACAUUGGAUCCUCAGGAAUUUCAUCAUUUAAUAAGGCCAUUUGACAGUGUUUUGAGAGAUGACCUCAAGGUUGUUUGUACAUGAGAAAAGAGGCUAUAUAAAAUUAAAUAACUUUCUUGGAACAUUUGCCAGGAUAAAUACAAAAAGGUGCAAGUAGGUGAGAAAGGUAGUAGUUAUUGUAUAUACUUUCAAAAAUUUUCAAAGUACAAUAAAAACUAAAUUUUAAACUAUAUAAGAAAAUUAUUUGAGAAAAUUAUUUAUGAGAAACUCCUGAAAAAUUUAAAAAGGAUUUUUAUUAAUUUGCAUCAAGUAAUAUUUUAAGAAUGCUAAAGAUAUUACAAAGUUGUACAAAUGGAUAAAUGUUUCAAAGGCACAAAUACGUGACAAAUAUGACAAAUAUACAGAUGGGUUGUAUUGAUAUAUUGAACCAAAUGUGUCAGUAAUAAAUACUAUAAGAGAAAUAGAAGCUUGAAAAUCAAGGAAAAUGAACCAAUAAUAAAAAAGACAGUUACUAAGGGGUUUCCACUGACAUUUUUUGUAUAACAAAUCGUUAUUUAGAGAAAAGAAUGAAUUAUGAACUCCCAAAGGUAGCAGUUACUUAGAGAAAGAAUGUUUCUUAAAAUGGUAUGCUUAGUAUUUUUAACAGAAGACAGAAUUAACUAAUUUACUUUCCUUUUGGUCCUGGGAAUUGAACCCAAGGUCUUCACACUGAUCUACAACCCCAGCCCUGUUUAUUUUUUGAAGCAAGUUCUUACUCAGUUGUGUAAGCUCAUCUUGAACUUCUCAUCUUUUUGGCUUAACUUCCCAAAGAGCUGGGAUUAUAGGCAUGUACCACUACACCUGGACUAAAUUAGAUCUCACUUAAAAAUUUUGAUAGAUUAACCUAGUUUAAAAUACAUAACCAUUUAUUUAAUGUAAUGAGUAUCAAUAAUUUUAUUAGAUUGUGCACUGCAUUAUAGACUUAGUGUUAUAUACCUUAUUUUUUUACAGUAUGUCAUGAUUAUUACAGAAUGUUCCAGAAUAAAUUGAUAUUUUCUGACAAGGCAAUUUUCUGCUAUUCAAGAUGUAUAAAAUACACUUACCAUUUUUUUUUGUUCAGGAGCAUAUUUCCUAAUAAGGAUGAUGUCAUCUGUGUCUUAAAAACAUAGGGCGUAAAAUAAACAUGUUCCCAGUAACUUAAUCAGUUGGAAAUUAAACUUAAAUUGGCUUUGGGGAGGGAGUGAAAUAGGGUCUCACUUUGUAGUUGAGGCUGGCCUAGAACUUCCUAUCCUCGACCUUGUGGUGAUCCUCUUGAGUGGGUGUGCCACCAUGUCUGGCUAUAUUGGCUUUAUUUUUAUCCUUGAUUUCCAUAAUUGUGCUGAGAUGCUAAAAACCAUGGCAACUGAAUGAAAUAGGUAUGCCUUUUAAUAUCGCUUUUGUAAUUCAUAAAAAUGUGCUAUAUCCAAUUAUACUGCUGCAGUAUGUACCAAUUUAUUAGAUGCCACCAAGCUCAUGCUUUUAAGUAAUAGUAAAAAUAUAUCUGUUGCCCAUUUUGCCUAUAUUACCUGAUUUAUUUAUUUAUCUAUUUUUUGGUACUUGGGAUCAAACUCAUGACCUUCUGUUUGCCAGGCAGAUGCUUUGCCACUGAGCUAUAUCCCCAGCCCUUACCUAAUUUAAAAAUUUGGAUGACCAAAGAAAACAAAUUAAUAUUCUCAAUAUUCAUUGGGAAAAUUCUGUUUAAACCAUUAUUGAGAGUGUAUCAAUCUGAUGAAUUAGUUUUGGAUGCAUGAUAUUAAGAUAAUAGUCACUGCAGACCAGAUAGUUAGGUGUGCUUCAGCCCCAAAAGUCUUUGCCAUGUUAUGCUGAAUCUAACGUGCUAGCUUUUCUAAACUGUAAUUGCCUGGUACAAGAUAAUAUGAUAGUUCUGAUGGGACAUUAAAAAUGAGACAGGAUGUAAUAAAUGACUUGCCUUCAGUGUUUAGACAGAAAACUGCUUAUUAUUUACUGAUUAUAUUUUGACAGGUUAGGAUAUUUCCACUGGGUACUGUUGUUAAUUCUCUCUGCAUCCUGCUAUCACAUAUUGCCUCUGGGCAGAGAAUCCCGCUUGUUUUAAUGGGAUCUUGUAGAGAAGGAUAAUAUGUUCCAUUUUUGCUUCUUUUUAAAAAUGAAAGAUGAGGAUCAAUUCUAACACACAACCAUUGGAAAAUAUGUGUGGAUAUUUUAAAAUAAAAGGAAAGAACCCCCCCCCCCGACCAAAGCCAAAUAAUUUUGAUAGAAGAUAAUACAGCUCAAGAGACAUUCUGAAUACAGAUUAGAAUUUUACAGCUCUCUUUGAAGAGCAGGGCAUUAUUAAGAAAUUCAAUGCAAUCUGUUAGUACUAGUAGUACUUGGGAGUGAGAGAGUAAAUGCUGAUAUUUAGAAAACUCAGUAUCCAUUUGAGAGUUAGUCACCUUGUCUGGUGCAAUAGUUUACACUUCAAUAUCGUCCUAAUUUUAAAAGUUUGGUUGUCUAGAACUAGCUUCCUAGUUCACUUAAAUCAUAGAUAUAGACAUACAUCCUCUGUCCAGAAUGAUUUAAUAAAGAAUGUAAAUCCUUCAUUCUUUCAAAUGAUUCAAAUACAUGUAAAUGUCAUUUUUGUGAAAAGAGACAUAAAUAUAAAUGAAAGAAAAAUCUAUUGGUUGGUUCUUACUGUGAAACAAACUUGAUAAAACAUCAUUCUAAAUUUUAAAUGAAUUAGAGAACAUCUGUGGACACAUGCAAAAGAUAUACAUAGAAAAUGUUCUUGGGGAAAAUUUUUGCGUGGUGCUCAGUUCUUGUGCACAAAGAUUGUACGGGUAGAGCUUAAAGAUAAAAUUGUACCCAUUUCCAAAUAGAUGUCUGUUCAGAGUUCCUUCUCUAACAUUGUAUGCAGGAAGGAUAUGUAUCCCCUCCCCCAUAUGGUUUUUGUAUCAUCUUAGGGAUUUAAAAAAUGUGCCAUAUCCAAUUUUAUAUGUAAAUCAUUCACACAAGAAACCCUACUUGAUAAUUUUAAACCAAACAUUUGUAGUUUUAUUUAUUGCAAUUUUGCUGCAUGGGACUUUGCUUUUAUAACGCUAGAUGGGAGGAGUUUGUCUUAAUUUGCUAUCUGGGACACAUUUAAUCACAGUUAAAUUUGUACCUAACUAUCCAUAUGUAAUUUCAGAACAAAUGAAAUUGGCCUGGAAAAAUUUUUAGAAGUACUGUAACUUUUUUCAUUUUUUCCAUAGGAAAUAUUUCAAAAAUUAAACACAAUGAGCAGGCACUUCAAGACAGAGAAAAUAUUUUAUGUUUGCUUUUUGACUGAAAUGCUAUAAAAAGGAUUAUAUUUGUGAGAGAAGAUACUGAUUGUCAAUAUUCCAAAUACCAUCUUGCAAUGUAUAGUUUUUAGUGAUAUUUUAGAAUAAAGCUGUAAUUGGAACUUUUA